Phaedon cochleariae (mustard beetle) is the source of this 2579-nucleotide messenger RNA. Lineage: Eukaryota; Metazoa; Arthropoda; Insecta; Coleoptera; Chrysomelidae. The record is from the annotation of a GenBank genome assembly.
UGUGUUUGUCAUUUGUUUAUUGUUUACGUUUACUUAACCUAGCUUUUUGCCGAGGAGAGUUUCCUUCUUUCAUUUGUUAAUAAUUGUGAAUUGAAAUACUCAAAAUGCGUCUCAGCGUAGACGGCCUAAUAGUGUACUUUCCAUACGACUACAUAUACCCAGAGCAGUAUUCCUACAUGUGCGAGUUAAAGAAAGCCAUCGAUGCCAAGGGCCACUGCCUGCUAGAAAUGCCGUCAGGCACUGGCAAAACGGUGACCUUAUUGGCCCUGAUAGUCGCCUACAUGAGAGAAAACCCUCACCAAAUCAGAAAACUCAUCUACUGCUCGAGAACCGUGCCUGAAAUCGAAAAAGUCAUGGAAGAAAUGAAGAAGCUUUUCGAGUACUAUGAAACGCACGGUAUCCCCCUGAAUUUCACAGGUCUAGUGCUGUCUUCGAGAAAAAACCUUUGUAUACACCCGCAAGUCAGUACAGAACGUGAAGGUAAGACUGUAGACGGUAAGUGCCAUGGCUUAACAGCUAGCUAUAUCCGGGAGAGACAUAACUCUGAUGAUACGACGCCUAUAUGCCAGUAUUAUGAGGGUUUUAGUUUGGAUGGUAAAGAAUCCACGCUGCCUCACGGCGUCUACAACUUGGAAGACUUGAAACAAUUCGGCAGGGACCGCAAUUGGUGUCCCUAUUUCCUAGCUAGGUUCACCAUAACCUAUGCAAAUAUCGUAGUGUACAGCUACCACUACUUGUUGGACCCUAAGAUAGCCGACGUGGUGUCUAAAGAACUAGCUAAGGAGGCUGUGGUUAUUUUUGAUGAGGCUCACAACAUUGAUAACGUUUGCAUAGACUCUAUGAGCGUCAAAAUCCAAAAGAGAACCAUUGAAAAAGCCACAGCUAAUAUACAGUUAUUAGAGAAAACAGUGGCUGAAAUGCGAGAGGAUGACCAGAAACGCUUGCAGGACGAGUAUCAGAGAUUAGUUGAUGGUCUGAAAGACGCGAAUAUAGCUAGAGAAACUGAUGUAAUACUUUCUAACCCAAUUUUACCAGAUGAAAUCCUACAAGAGGCUGUGCCUGGCAACAUUCGUAAUGCCGAGCAUUUUAUAAGCUUCCUCAAACGCUUCCUUGAGUAUUUGAAAACUAGAUUGAGAGUGCAGCAUGUAGUGCAAGAAUCACCAGUUGGUUUCCUCAAAGACGUGCAAACUAAAGUUUGUAUUGAAAGGAAACCACUGAGGUUCUGUGCAGAGCGUCUAGCGUCAUUGCUGAAAACCCUGGAGAUAUCUGAUCUGACGGAUUUCAGCCCCCUGAUACUCAUCACCCAUCUGGCAACACUGGUUAGCACCUACACCACAGGGUUCACCAUCAUAGUUGAACCGUUCGAUGACAAAACGCCGACAGUGUCUAAUCCCAUACUCUACUUCAGCUGUCUGGAUUCUUCUAUUGCCAUGAAACCGGUUUUCGACAGGUUUCAGACCGUGGUUAUAACCUCUGGGACUCUAUCGCCGCUGGAUAUGUACCCGAAAAUUCUGAAUUUCCAUCCGGUUAUCAUGUCUUCUUUCACGAUGACACUGGCAAGACCUUGUCUUUUACCGAUGAUCAUAUCCAAAGGCAACGACCAAGUCGCCAUAUCCUCCAAAUUCGAAACCCGCGAAGACAACGCCGUGAUCCGAAACUACGGCCAACUUCUCGUCGAAGUAGCCGCCAACGUCCCCGAUGGCAUAGUCUGCUUCUUCACCUCUUACCUCUACCUCGAAUCCACCGUGGCCAGCUGGUACGACCAGGGCGUCAUCGACAGCCUACAAAGGUACAAGCUGCUCUUCAUCGAGACCCAAGACUCGGCGGAGACCAGCUUCGCCCUGAUGUACUACAUCAAAGCGUGCGAAUCCGGCAGAGGGGCAGUUCUCCUGAGUGUCGCCAGGGGCAAAGUCUCAGAAGGCGUUGACUUCGAUCACCACCUAGGCAGGGCAGUGCUUAUGUUCGGCAUUCCCUACGUCUACACCCAGAGCCGCAUCCUCAAGGCCAGACUCGAUUAUCUCAGGGACCAGUUCCAGAUACGCGAGAACGACUUUUUGACGUUUGACGCCCUGAGGCAUGCCGCCCAAUGUGUGGGCAGGGCCAUCAGGGGCAAAACCGACUACGGCAUCAUGAUUUUCGCCGAUAAGCGAUUUUCUAGGGCAGAUAAGCGGACCAAGCUGCCCAAGUGGAUACAGGAGCAUUUGAAGGACUCUUAUUGCAAUUUGUCUACGGAGGAGGGAGUGCAGUUGGCUAAGAGGUGGUUGAGGCAAAUGGCGCAACCUUUCACGAGGGAAGACCAGUUGGGGGUGUCUUUGCUCACGCUGGAACAGCUAGAGGCGAUGGAGGCGAGAAAGGCGAACGAUAAUGUUGAGAUGGAGGCUGUGAAUGGUGUCGAAUCCUGUAAAGCUGGAUUCGAAUCUAUUUCCUGCAAUCACGGUCUAAAGAUAAGUGGUCCUUCUGAGCUUCGAUGGGUAGACUCCGACCACCAUUUAGGCAGGGCAGUGCUCAUGUUCGGCAUUCCCUACGUCUACAGCCAGUGCCGCAUCCUCAAGGCUAAACUGGACUUCCUCAGGGACUAG